This is a messenger RNA of Pelobates fuscus (common spadefoot toad), 2325 nucleotides long. Its product is annotated as protocadherin alpha-5-like. Lineage: Eukaryota; Metazoa; Chordata; Amphibia; Anura; Pelobatidae. Gene Ontology annotation, biological process: homophilic cell-cell adhesion. Gene Ontology annotation, molecular function: calcium ion binding. Bases 1 to 2325 code for a protein of 774 amino acids. Gene Ontology annotation, cellular component: plasma membrane. The transcript has a single exon. The record is from RefSeq and is a predicted model, not a curated record.
AUGGCUGCUGAUCUUGUUCUGAGUCAGCUCCAUUAUAUGGUGCCAGAAGAAUCUAAACAUGGAACAUUUGUUGGGAGAAUUGCUCAAGAUCUUGGUCUGCAGAUCAGUGACAUUAAUGCCAGAAGAUUAAGAAUUGUCUCUAAGGAUGACACAGACUAUUUCCAGGUAAAUUUACAAAAUGGGAUAUUGUUUGUUAAUAAGAUGAUAGACAGAGAACAAUUGUGUCCAAAGACUAAUGUUUGUAUUAUUCAGUUAGAAAUAAUUUUAGAUAAACCUGUACAGAUUCAUCAUGUAGAUGUGGAAAUUGAAGAUAUAAAUGAUAACUAUCCCAUUUUUUCAUCUAAUGAAUUCAAAUUAUUCAUAGUUGAAUCCAGGUUGCCAGGCUCUCGCUUCCCACUAGAGGGUGCUGUUGAUGCUGAUGUUGGAACAAAUUCUAUCAGAAACUAUGAACUCAGUGCAAGUGAAUACUUUGCAUUAGAUAUUCAAACAUAUACACAGAAAAGCAAAUCUGUUCAACUUGUGUUGAAGAAGAUACUUGACAGAGAACAGAUCGCUUGUCAUACACUUGCCUUUACAGCAUAUGAUGGGGGCAAUCCAAAAUUAAGUGCCACUGCUGAACUUAUCAUCACAGUUCAAGAUGUGAAUGAUAAUGCUCCUGCUUUUGACAAGUCAUUUUACACAGUAAAUUUAUUAGAAAAUUCUCUGAAAGGAACUGUUGUCACUAAGUUAAAUGCAACAGAUUUAGAUGAAGGGGAAAAUGGGGAAGUAAUUUAUGCAUUUAAUAAAGUAGUGCCACAAGAAGUUACAUCAAGAUUUAGCAUAGAAAAACAUACUGGCAUUAUUAGAGUUAUGGGGGAGGUAGAUUUUGAAAGUUAUAAUAUUUUCGAAAUUGAGGUUGAUGCUGUUGAUAAAGGCCAGUAUGCUCUUGCUGGACACUGUAAAGUGAUAGUUAACAUAAUUGAUCUGAAUGACAAUCCUCCUGAAAUGACAGUGACUUCUCUCAACGUUCCUGUUCCUGAGGACAUAUCUGUUGGGUCAGUUGUUGCUGUCAUCAGUGUUCAUGACAGAGAUUCUGGACUGAACGGGAAGGUGAACUGUCACAUCUCUAAAACUGUUCCUUUCAAAAUAAAAUCAACACUAAGAGAGUACUUUUCAUUGAUAGUGGAUGGAGAUCUAGAUCGGGAAAAAGUUUCUGAAUAUGAAAUUGAAAUAAUAGCAACAGAUGAAGGUUUGCCGUCCUUUUCGGUAAGUAAAUUAAUAAAGGUACAAAUAAGUGAUGUGAAUGAUAACUCUCCAACCUUCAUCCAAGUAUCGGAAACAAUAACUAUAAAGGAAAACAAUCCUCCAGGUUCUCAUGUAUAUACAGUAUCAGCUUCAGAUUCCGAUAUUAGUCAGAACUCUUUCAUCACAUACUCCAUUAUAGACAGUUCCAUUGAUGGAAUUCCUAUAUCUUCCUUCAUCUCCAUCAACCCAGAAAAUGGAAAGGUAUUUGCUUUGCUAUCAUUUGACCAUGAACAGGUAUCGUAUUUUAAGUGUCAGGUAAAAGCUAGCGAUGCUGGAUUACCUCCACUCAGCAGCAAUCUUACAGUGAAUAUAUUUAUUGCGGAUAUUAAUGACAAUGCCCCAAUCAUUCUCACACCCUUUUCUAAUAGUGAAUCUAAAAUGACAGAGUUAGUUUCAAAAUCGGCUAAAGAAGGUCAUCUUGUUACUAAAAUCAAAGCAAUUGAUGCAGACUCUGGAUACAAUGCUUGGAUUUCUUAUGGAUUUAAGGAUCUUACUCAAAAUGUUCCAUUUGCUAUUGGACGCCAAACCGGAGAAAUCACAGUAAUUCGUCCCCUCACCGAGUUAGAUGGAAAUGAAUACAAAUUGACUAUUUUGCUGAAAGAUCAUGGAGAACCAGAAAUGUCUGCAACAUUGACAAUAGCUAUCAUACUUGUUGAAUCUGGGCAGGAUCUGCCAUUAGAGAGAAAGACCUAUCCUAACAGAAAAGAUGAUGAAUUUCCAGAUGCUAAUAUUUAUCUCAUUAUGGCAAUUUGUUUAAUUUCCACCGUAUUCCUUAUAACACUCAUUGUGUAUACUGUCUUACGGUGGCAGAAGUAUACACAAGAAAUUAGUGCACUGAAACAACAUAAUUUCUGCCCAAGCAUUGCAGGAAGCUGGACUUACUCUCAACAGCGUCAGUAUAAGGUUUGUUUGAGUGGAGGACCACCCAAAAAUGAUUUAAUACUUUUUACUCCAAACUAUCCUCAAGCAUUAGUGGAUGACACAGUUUCCAAAAAUGGGAGCUUGACAUCAGAAGUUGCUGGACAGGUAAGAUUCUACUGA